Messenger RNA from Physella acuta, 2943 nucleotides. Its product is annotated as F-box/WD repeat-containing protein 7-like. Gene Ontology annotation, biological process: proteasome-mediated ubiquitin-dependent protein catabolic process; ubiquitin recycling. Lineage: Eukaryota; Metazoa; Mollusca; Gastropoda; Physidae. The record is from RefSeq and is a predicted model, not a curated record. Gene Ontology annotation, cellular component: nucleus; cytoplasm. Gene Ontology annotation, molecular function: ubiquitin binding.
CUUGAAAGAUGAACGCAAUCGACUUUUUAACCAGCCACCGAAAGCUGGAGCACAAAGAUGGGGUCCUGCCCCCGCUGACCGACAUGGCUGUCCAGUCCUACCUUGACAUCUUGCACAAGGGAGACAGUCGCAAGAUGGUGCCAUGGAGGGGGAUGGGCGGGGUUUUAACGUCAGCCAGUGAGGUGGAGUUUGAUCAACAGAUGGAUAAAAUUUUGUUGUGGUUGGAAGGGUGGUCGCACCAACAGAGGUGCCGCUUCCUAGAAAAACUGUUACGUCACAGCCCCUACCCCAGCCUCCAGUUCGUGCACACGGCGCUGCAGCCCUCGUUACACCGUGACUUUAUGUACACCGUACGGUCACGUUUCCCGGAGAUUGAGUUCUCUCCCGUCAGCACGUACGUCACACGGGAACUAAAGGAUCGUCUGAGGGGCCUCAAGCUAGCUGAUGGCUUCUAUCGUGAACAAAGUGCCUACAUGCAGAAAGAUGAGGAGGCGGAGCCUGUCAAGUUCCCGCCCCUUCUGCACACGUCCUUUCAUACACAACCAAAGUUUCAUCGUCUACCCAUUCGUCGACACAUACAAAUAGAAGAGUCACAAGUCACAAGAGCCAACCUAAACAGGAGCAAGCAUUCAUUAGCCAGUAAUUCUCAUCAGCAGUUUAGUGAAUCAUCUACGUCAUCGUUUUACCGAUCUGUUGGGGGAUUAAGGAGCUCUUGGCACGGAGAUUCUAGUUUUAAAUCAAUCAACAGCCCAGCAAAAAAAACAUCGGAACUUUCCCAAAGCACAGAUAACCUGACAUUCGUUGGUUUACCGGAGCAGGCCGAGCAGAUAUUGAUGUGGUACUCACUCAACUGGAGUGACGGACAGAGAACUGAAUUCCUCCACAAGCUGGUCUUGAGCCUGGACCCACGACAGAUGUAUUUCAUCUCCAGGUUCCUGGCGGUCAAGCUGAACAAAGACAUCGUCAGUCUCCUGCCAGAGACAACAGCCCUGCGCGUGCUGUCUCACCUCAGCCCACGUGACCUGCUAGCUGCAGCUAUGGUCUGCAAGAGGUGGAACCAUCUAGCCAGCAACAACGAUUUGUGGAAGUCUAUCUGUCAAAACACAAAAAUCGAGAUCCCCGUGGGUUCGAAACCAUCUUGGAAGGACGUCUACAGGGAUAACUAUUUUCUCAGACGUAACUGGGACAACGGUCGCUGUAAGACGUCAGAAUUUCUGGGUCACACACAGAGCGUCCAGUGUGUUGCGUGCGACCUAGAUCACGUGGUCAGCGGCUCAGCAGACAAGACCCUGAGGGUGUGGGACAUCCGGACUGGUCAGCUCCAGCAGACGUUGACUGGGCACACCAAGACGGUCUUCUGCGUCCAGUUCUACACCAAGAUCCUCGUCGUCAGCGGCUCGUUUGACAACACCAUCAAAAUCUGGAACCUGAGAACAGGGGAAGCUACUCGUACAAUUCUCGCCCAUGACAACCAGAUUUGGUGCCUGAAAGUACGAGGCAACCUGCUAGCAUCCGGGUCUCAAGACAAGACGGCCAAGCUAUGGAACAUUGGGAGGAGUUUGUUGCUUCAGACCUUUAAAGGCCACAGCGGUGUCGUAUUUGGUGUGGAUAUCUCAGAGGACAGUCAAAUCGUCAUCACGUCAUCUGGGGAUGGGUCUGUCCGGCUGUGGAACAGAGCGACUGGGCAGUCGAUGAAAAGCGUGUGGGUCGACCUCAAGCACUCCAUCAUGUCGGUCAGCUACAGCCACAGGUACUUCGUCUGCGCUUAUGAUCGCUUCGUCUGCUUGUACAAGGACGGGAACCUGCUGGGAACAUUCGAGGAACACAGGAAAAGAGUGGAAAGUGUGAAGCUAAAGAUAACAGACCCUGAGAAAGGUGAAGGUUAUUUCGUCACUGCCGGACAAGACGGUCUCAUCAAGUACUGGAACAUUCAACAGGAGGAGAGCGUCCAAACGUACCGAGCCCACAGCGAACCAAUCAACAACCUGCACGUGGACGACCUGUGUAUCGCCAGUGCCUCUAGUGACCACACCAUCAGACUGUACGACUUCAACAUAGGCCGACCCCAGCCCAAACGAAGCAGCGGACACAAAUUUAACCUCAGCAAAUACAACACACCUCGAUCACGGAGAUCAAAGCUCCAAAACACGCCCAGUGUCAGAAGUACAUAAAUAUGUUAGGCUAAGAUGGGACAUAUCCAAGGUGUGCUGAUUUCAAGGGUGUUGUAUGCAGGGAUGCAGUGUGCUGGUUACAGGGUGCUCAUUGCAGGGUGCAAUAUGCAGGGUGAAGAUUGCAUGGUGCAGGUUGCUGUUAAAGAAUGCUGGGUACCAUUUCAGUGUUUCAGUGUACUUAAAGUUCAUUACGGACAAAACGGUCACAUGAAUAGAGGUUCGUUCAGGACGGACUUACGCCCUCCCAUACCACAGAGCCGGUUACCUCCACAUUCUCAAGCUAAAAACCAAAUUAUUUAUUUAUGUUUUGAAACUAUUAAACGCUGUAAUACAGAAAGGUAAAUUUUAUCAUUUUGUAUUCUAUCACAAUGACUUGUAUCCUUGCCAAGAUAUCUGUUUGUCACUAUGUAUCGUGUUUGAUACCAAAGCCACAUUCUUUAACUAUGUUUCUAAAACCACACUAUCCUAAAACUACUACCUUUCUAUUGGCAUAACAUCGUGUCUUGACACAGUAUUAAUGACAUUACUGUAUAUCUCAGUGACACAAUGACGUUGUCUCACUGACGUUGACACACGUGACUCACCGACACACUGACAGUGUCACUGACAUUGAUACAUUUACCUCACCAAUAUGACACACACACACACUACACACACACACACACACACACUGGUCUUAAAACCGUUGCACUAUUCACCUGUGCAACUUGCUCCCCUGUUCCCAUAUACCACCAUUUUUAAAGGAAAAAAAAUGUACAUAUACACCAUGUUA